Messenger RNA from Polistes canadensis, 1899 nucleotides. RefSeq lists its product as uncharacterized. The transcript is spliced from 5 exons. NCBI's taxonomy places the organism in Eukaryota, Metazoa, Arthropoda, Insecta, Hymenoptera, Vespidae. The coding region runs from base 934 to 1587 and encodes 217 amino acids. The record is from RefSeq and is a predicted model, not a curated record.
UAGUGUAUUUAUAGAUGCGUACAUCUACAAGAAAAUAAGAGACUUAUUGCAUCGGGUAGCACUAACUAGAAAAGAUACAAAGUGCGUUCAAUAGUUCUCUAUACCUUUCAACGACUUUUCCUUCGUUGCACAACAGAACGUUUCUCAUUUAUUCCACGAAAGCUUCGUUACGGAUCUUCGUGUUUUUUCUCAUCUCUUUUUCUUCGGACAUCUCGUUCUCGCGACAAAAGGAAACGUCGUCUAAAAGUGUCGUUGAAAAAUAACGGCCCUCGCCGUCUACAUAGUAGACUAAUGUAAGUUACCUUAUGCAGUUGGGACCAUUUUUUCAUUGGUACGAAUUCAUUUUAGGUCAUCCUUUUGAAAAUGAUUACAUAAAUUGGUAUGUAUGUGUAGUAUGGUCGAAAGGGUGAAAGGGGAAACAAACCGGAGGUGAUCGUCGUCUCGUCGUCGAGAACGGACGAUUCCUACAGUUGGCUACCUAACACUAACAUGUGAUCAGUUUUAACGAGCGAGGAAAAGAAAAAGAAAGGGAGUGAGAGAAGAGGAGGACAGGUGGGGUUAUUUCCCAGGUACACGCACGCGAUGCCCCGGACUCGAUGCCCAGCUUUAACGUUAAAUGGUGGGGGAAAUUUAGGUUACUCGUAGCACCAAGGGAAUGUGGGCCGACUAUAUACUGGCUCAUCACGAUCCUCCGUCAGUUCAUUCCUUCUUUGUAUUUCCAAUUCGUAAGACCGAUCUUCUUUCUACCUCUCUUCCUCAACACUCUCGGCCUCUUUCUGCCAAUCGCCGUUGGAUUCUUCUCGCGUACGAGAAAUCCUUUCCGAUUUAUACUGCCCGAGUUUAUAUCGGACAGGAAGAGAACAAGAAUAAAAAGAAUAAAGGUGAAGAAAAAGGAAAGGUGUUUAUUACAAGGUUUUUUUUAAGUUUGAGAAUAUGAGGGUCGCCAUCUGUUUGCUGUUCCUCAGCGUAAUCGUCGUGAACGCUCAACGCCGAUUAUCCUUGCCUGAUCCACGAAGUUGUUCAAAUCGCGUUCGUCACGCGAGUUACAGGGACGCAAGGGGCGUCUCUCAUUCGUACUUCUUCAGUUGGGAACAUUUACCAACUAGAAGCCUCGAAGUGGACUGGCUUGAUGCUCGUAACAUUUGCCGUCGUCAUUGCAUGGACGCGGUAUCUCUCGAGACACCACAAGAGAAUGAAUUCAUCAAGCAGAGAGUAGCCAGAGGGAACGUGAGGUACAUCUGGACUUCUGGACGUAAAUGCAAUUUUAACGGUUGCGACCGUCCCGAUCUUCAACCGCAAAAUGUCAACGGAUGGUUCUGGUCUGGAUCCGGUGCUAAAAUCGGACCGACCAGCCAACGUAAUUCCGGAGAUUGGAGCCAUACUGGUGGAUACGGUCAGCCACAGCCAGACAACCGCGAGGCUGCUCAGGGCAACGAUGAAUCCUGCCUGUCCAUUCUCAACAACUUCUACAACGACGGCAUUAAAUGGCACGACGUUGCCUGUCAUCACGUAAAGCCAUUCGUUUGCGAGGACAGCGACGAGCUCCUGAAUUUCGUCGCCUCUCGAAACCCGGGAAUCCGUUUGUAAAGGUGUAAACGCAUUCAUCGAGAGACAACCCAGACGAAAUCCCACAACGGACGAUAAACGCGAUAAUUAAGAUGAUAUCGCUUCGCGGUUAUCCCAUAUUGACGUUUAUUUAUGAUUUACUAACCGAUUAUUGUUUUAAUACGAAAUUUUGAGACUCGUUUAAAUUUUGUGCGAUUCGUCGACGAGGAGACGGAAAAAAAAAAAAUCUGAACGAUUGGUAAAGCACGUACACACGAAGUUAAGUGGUGUAGCAAAAAAGUAUUAUAUAUUAUAUACAAUAUAUGUCAUCAUUUUGUACCUUCCCUUUUUUCU